This is a messenger RNA of Nicotiana tabacum (common tobacco), 2929 nucleotides long. The record is from RefSeq and is a predicted model, not a curated record. NCBI's taxonomy places the organism in Eukaryota, Viridiplantae, Streptophyta, Magnoliopsida, Solanales, Solanaceae.
GUGUUUGCAAGCCAUUUUGUGUCUGCUUUUAACGACUUGGAAGCAUUGACGUGAAGCUUGAACAUGGUUUACUUCAGAGACUCAAUAUCCUCUUCCUCCACGUCCAAGUACCUUGUAAUUUCAGAGCACAAAGAUAGUAAAAUGAAGACCAGAUUACUAGUUGAUACACUACUAACCGACUUAUAUGCAGCUUCGUGGCCAUCCUUGCAAAAUUCAUUUCUUUUGGUAGAUUGGACCUUGGAAAACACCAAACGUAAUUUCAAGAUAUGGACUCUUCAUUCCCAUAAUCACAAAGUUAAGAAUGUGGGAAGUUCCCUCUUAUGCUUAGGACGACGAAUCCUCAAAGGAGAAGUAUAAUGGAAAGAUUCUUUAACUUUUGGUGGCGAAUUUCAUUAUAUUCCCAGCUAUUGGGAGUGGACUAAAUAUAUCCUUAGUAGGAACCAUCUAGCAUUGAGGGCCAGCAAUAUUUAUGACGCUGUCUAUGACUCAUUGUUUACUUAUGACCAUUCUACAAGUAUUAUGCAAGCCGUUUUUUAGGCUUGGUGUCCUGUUAGAAUCACGUUGCUUACCUCAGUUGGAGAAUUAUCCAUAUCCUUUUGGGACUUGUGCGCUAUUGGGGGCUUGCCUUUAAUGGAGUCUCCUUAUGAGGAAGUUAUUCCAAAUACUCAAGAACUUAUAGGUGCUUACGAUAAGGAUAAAAUAUUCCUUCCACAAGCCUGCCAGCAAUUGUUUGAUGUAUAUCACCAACGACGAGAGGGAAACACUAAAAAUCAUUACGUCCCUGUGAGAAAAUGGAUAGAGUUUUGGAGAAAAAAGUUGUAAAGUAUGAACAACCUCCAGCGAGAAAAGAAAAGAAGUCAGCUUGUCCCAAAUCAACAUACAACCCUACUGGAGCCAUAGGUAAAAUGGUCAAUUAGUCGGAAGAUGAAGAUGCACUAUUUGUUAAACUUGGCGUUUGGAAGUGACCAGAAAGAUGAAGUAUACUUGGCUUCUUUUUUAUCAUGCUGGUUAUGUGUCUUUGUGCUCUCUACAAAAGAAGGCGACUUUAUUCGGCCUGUGACUUUCAAUAUUCCAGGACUUCUAGCGUGUGGGCAAAGAAUUAACCUCGCCGUUCAAAUCUUAGCAAGAAUUUACUGGGGAUUAAAUAAAAUUUCAUAUGGCUCAUUACUCGAUCCUUUUAAAGUUUACUUCCUAAUUCAUUAUAUGUAUGGUUGGUUUGCAUGUUACUUCAAGACUCAUUUUUCUCUAACAAACAGGCCGGCUACUCUUUUGAUGGCCAUAUACUCAAGUGAGGGAACAACCAGAUACUUUGGAAAUGAAGAUGCGAGAAAACUUAUUCAUGGAGGAGAAAAUGCCAUAUGGACUUCCACAAUGCCAAGUAAUUCUCAACCGUAUUACUAUCGUGAUGAUGGAAACAAGGAAGAGUCCGAGUCAAAUUAUUUUAUGAGUAUUCGAUCGAAUUACCUUCCUUUGAGGAAUGGAUCGACCUUCAUUGUGGAGCCUUAUAGCCCUUAUCACUUUAGUCGUCAAUUCAGUUUUUAUCAAGACAUCCCUGGUUGCUUGGAUCAAGAUUUUUGUGAGUGCUAUUUAGACAAAGGAUUUGAACUUUUACAAAUUUGUGUUUUGUCUAAAAGUAGGUCAAAGGCCACCUUUCCCCCUGUUAUGCCCAAGAUGAAGAAGUAUGUCUCAUUCCAUCAUAAGUCUUGGUGGGAAAGAGUGCAUGGAAACUUUCUUGAAAAUCACUUGCAAUCUUUGAUGAAUACCGCUGGGCCAGCUACUACUACACCUUUAGAGAUCAUGCCUCAAGAGCAUAACAGGGAGGUAAAGCCUCCUAUUUUAAAAUCCAAAGUGGUUGUACCAUGCGACGUCAAAUGACCUCCAUAUAAAGAAGUUCAAAAAAAAAGAAGGGACAUGUUCGGGCUCAUCAAGCAAAUGAGGGUUCCUUUCCAUUAGGCACCAUUAUUCCUACCUCCAAAAAAUUCCCAUCCCAAAAUGAUAGUGAUAGUAGUCAUGGAGAUCAAAACAUCAAGCAGGUGAAGCAAUAUUCAAACAAAUAAGGAGAUGCUAAUUUGGGAGUAGUCGAGAUUACUGACAACAUCGGUAGUGCUUCAAGGGAUUUGACGACUAUCAAAGAGCCAAAUGGUAUUCAUAUUUCAAUGGCGUCACACCAAAGCAAACCACAAGAUAGUAGCGAAUCCGUGGCGGAGCCAGGUUCUAGGAAAUCACUUCUAAUACCUAAACCAGACCUAGAGGCAACUUUCAUUCCUAGACUUGGGGCAAAAUCGGGGCCUAAUUUUAACCAACAAUUAGCACCAACGAUGUCUAUCUUUGAUGAAAGAAAGGUUGUCUUGACUCUUCGCAAAGAUUUCAUUUUGAAUGCCUGGGCUUAAAUUCAGGACAAACUCGAAGAUCUUACUGCAUACAAUGCUUCUUCUCUUCAAUUUAUGAUCCAUCUGAUUCUAGAGGAUAUGGACGGAAAGGGUAUGGAUAUUUCUCCUCUAAAAGACCUACUGACAUCUUUGUUCGAGAUUUCCACUUCAUACGACUAGGCACGAGCAACUCUUUCUGACAAGGUUGUGGAUGUUGAAAAAUCAGAGUCAUUUUUAAACGCAAAGGAACAUCUUGAUCUUGUCUUGAUUGAGAAAUGGGAGAAGGUCGAGAAAUUGUCUGCCACCAGUCAGUCUCUUAAAGACUCUUCCAGGUAUUUCCAAGAAAGAGGUUGAAGAGAUUGAAUCUAAUGUCUCAUCUAUUGAAGAGGAGUACCGUAGAUGUUCUGAUGUUCCCUUGGCAACCGUUGAUGACCUAGCCGAUGUGGAGAUGAAGAAACAACACCUAGAGGUAACCCUUAAAGACUUGGUCAAUUACAAUUUGUGUUUUGAUUAGUUCGCAUAGAGUAUUUUAUUAGCCUUUUUUUUACAUUUGAUUAACU